AUGGCCACGCCCAGCUCUGCUGCCCGAGCCGCGGGCACGCGUGUGACGAUCCAACACCAACACCUGGUUCGAAUGAUUUUGGGCUACCUCCAAAACCAAGAGCCCGCUGCAUACGCAGCCUGUGUGGCCGUCGGCCUCGAUGCCGAGGCCGACCCCGCCACCCCUGCUUCCCCAGCCAGCGCUUCUCCCCUGCAGACGGUGCGGCGCCUGGCCUUGCAGGCGCGGUACAGCGAACUGCACGCUCUCCUCAAGCUCUCGCUGCAAGAUCACCCCCAACAACAUGCCGCAGCUCGCCGUGCGCUGUGGCGCCAACAAUGCCGUGAGCUCUGCUGGACCCCGGCCACCUGCCAUCUGGGCCUAGCGGCUGCCUACGAAUCGGCCCAGCUUCAUCGCCAAGAACAGGAGACGCGCCUGACCGAGCUUGUUCGUGCCAUCCGCCUGCAGGAUCGCACCAUUGAUGAAGCCACCAUCCGCGCCUGGUGCUUGCCUCUGCCCCCCGACCCUCUGAAUCAUCUGGCUCGACUUCGCCUUCAGCUGGCCCAGGAAUUGCAGGCCAUCCUACAGCAUUUUUUGACUGCACGAGCUGGCGUCAGCUCCAGCCGACCCAGCAGCCAGCCCAAUCCCCACAAUGUCAAAGAUGAGGCUCAGUGCGCGGCUCAGGCCAGUGCGGACCCCCUCGUUCAGCUCCUUGCCCGGGGUCUGCUGGCACAAACUCUGCCCGCGCCCGAGGUUCGCUUUGAACGAUCCCGUUGGCCCGAGCCGUUGCCCGCCGAGGACGUCCAAACUGGAAAUAUCCCUGCCAACGCCCCAAACGCCCCACGCCCAGCUGCAACUUCAACAGCCACGGCCCCUCACCACCGCUUCGCCCCUUCUGCGGGCGAUCGACCCGCGAGCAAGUCCAAUCGUGGCCCCAGAACCCAUGGGCCCAGCCAGUUGCGACCUGCCGACCCACCCUGGGCUCCCGAGACCAACACGGCACCGAAUGCCGCCCCCAGUUUUGCGCCUUUAACCAAAGUACCCUCACGCUUGGAGCACGCGUUUAUCGGUCAAGUGGAAGAUCACCAACCGGUCCGCACCAUGGCCUUUCAUCCGCACGCCCCGCUCCUGGCCGUGGGCAGCAACUCCGCCUUGCUUCGAAUUUGUGCCGUUCCUGCCCCGGGUGCUGAACGUUCCAGCACCGCCACAUCGCAUCCCACAACACUCACGCUCUUGGCUCAGCGCGAGCGCUACCACGCGUUUGAGCUGCAGUCGCACAGUAUCACGCCGAUGGCUGCAGUCACCCUCGAAGGCACCGUUCGCUCCAUUGCAUUUGCUCGGAACCAGCACGUUUUGGCGGCCGUUGGCUCCGGGCACGCCAACGUGGCGCUGCUCAAUGUAGCGUCGGCGACAGUGGAGCUGCAGCAAAGCACGGGUGCCAGCCAGGUGGCUCGAAUCGUCCCAUGGCAGUCUAGUUCUUUCCUUUCGGGCAGCGCAGAUGCAAUUUUGCGUCUCCAUGAUCCUCGCCAGCCCAUCCCCGUGGAGCAGUUUAGCUGGGACUCUGGCAUCACGGCGCUGGAUGUUCUCCCAAAUACGCACCAAUGCUUGAUUGGCGCCCGCGAUGGCCAACUGGGGCUCAUUGACCUGCGCAUGAAAAAGGCAGUGCUCACGUGGGAGCCACAUGCCGAUGAGGUGCGGAGCGUGCACGUGAUGCCCUCACAUUCAGCUCUGCGCUCCAGCGGAUCUACACCGGCGUUGGCGCUGUCGGCUGCCUUUGAUGGCAAGAUUCAGCUGUCUGCACUCCCAGGCCAUGAUCGGUUUUUAGCGGGCUCAUAUGGGCGGGCUGCUGCGCAUAGCAACAAGGCCAUUGCAGUUCAGUUUCAUCCAACCGAACCCAUGUUUGCCAGUAGUAGCGCCGACAAGACGGUCAAACUGUGGAGCUUACGGCUGUAG
Molecule: messenger RNA, 1929 nt
Organism: Monosiga brevicollis MX1
Lineage: Eukaryota; Choanoflagellata; Craspedida; Salpingoecidae
Exons: 7
Coding region: 1-1929 (642 amino acids)
Molecular function (GO): protein binding
Source: RefSeq, a predicted model, not a curated record